GGAAAGUAGACUGAGAAGAAGGAACAACUCCCAACUGUUUGUGUUGGUGUAUAAGCGAAAGGCUACCGUACAUCACCAUUCAUUUCAACAUUUUAAUGUAAAGAUGGGGGCUUGUCUGGCAUUGUGCUCUUUAGCCAGCUGUGCCUCCUGUCUGUGUGGCUCAGCACCAUGCCUUCUGUGUGGCUGCUGUCCCUCCUCCAAUAACUCCACCAUCACACGGCUGGUUUUCUCCUUCUUUUUGCUGCUGGGGACACUGGUGUCUGUCAUCAUGAUCCUUCCUGGGAUGGAGACACAACUCCGUAAAAUCCCCGGAUUUUGCCAAGGAGGAAGUGCUAUACCUGGUUACGAAAACCAGGUUAAUUGUGAUGUCAUUGUGGGCUACAAGUCUGUGUACCGCAUGUGCUUCGCCAUGACUUGCUUCUUCUUUCUGUUCUUUGCCAUCAUGAUUCGUGUACGUAGCAGCAAAGACCCUCGUGCAGCUAUUCAAAAUGGGUUCUGGUUCUUUAAAUUUCUGAUCCUGAUUGGGAUUACAGUGGGAGCUUUCUUCAUUCCUGAUGGCACCUUUAAUACCGUGUGGUUUUACUUUGGAGUGGUGGGAUCCUUCAUCUUCAUCCUAAUCCAACUUAUUCUUCUCAUCGACUUUGCCCAUUCCUGGAACAAGGUGUGGGUAGGAAAUGCUGAAAAUGGUGACAACAAAUGCUGGUUUGCAGGCCUGCUGUCUUUCACCGUCCUCCACUAUGCUCUGGCUAUCACUGCUGUGGUGCUUUUCUAUGUUUACUACACACAGCCUGAUGACUGCACAACGCACAAGGUCUUCAUCAGCCUUAACCUUAUCUUGUGCAUUAUCAUCUCUGUUGUCUCCAUCCUGCCCAAGAUACAGGAAGCUCAGCCAUACUCUGGUUUGCUCCAGGCUUCACUCAUCUCCCUCUACACCAUGUAUGUCACUUGGUCUGCAAUGACCAACAAUCCAAAUCGCAAGUGUAACCCCAGCCUGUUGAGUCUCGUGUCAAACGUCAGCACCACUGAACCAUCUGCUGACGGCACUCCAGGACAGGUGCAGUGGUGGGACGCUCAGGGCAUUGUUGGUUUGAUCAUUUUCCUCUUCUGCACUCUCUAUGCCAGUAUCCGUUCGUCCAGUAACACCCAGGUAAACAAGCUGAUGCAGACAGAGGAGGGCGGAGGUUCAGGUGGAGAGGGUGUGGUGGGAGAGGACGGCAUACGCAGAGCCGUGGACAAUGAGGAGGAGAAAGUCUCUUACAGCUACUCCUUUUUCCACUUCCACCUCUGUCUGGCCUCUCUGUACAUCAUGAUGACUCUUACCAACUGGUACCAACCAGAUACCACUACCCAGGCCAUGCAGAGCUGUAUGCCAGCUGUGUGGGUGAAGAUGACCUCCAGCUGGCUGGGCCUGGGGCUCUACCUCUGGACCCUCAUCGCCCCUCUCAUCUUCCCUGACAGGGAUUUCAACUGAGUACGCCUUGUCCUCUAGCUGUAAUUGGGUGUUUUGUUUGCUCGGCGAGUGCAUUGGGCAGUGUGAGGGAUGCUAUGAAGGAAACGGUAAGGAUGUUAUAAAGAACAUUUUUGCGUUUCCUCUUUCAAGUAAUUGCCUCUGCAUUUUUUGUGAUGUGUUUUACUUCUCAAAGUACUGGUUGAUUAUUUAGUGUGUAAGUCACUAAAGAUAUUUGAAGUUGUUUUCUUUACCAACGCCUCACCUUCUUUGAUGACUCCCUACCUUCCACGUGUAGUCCGACCUAUCACAAAGACUCAACAACAAGGCACUUUCUCGAUACCGCUGACAUUUCAGAAACAGAUUCCGUUGUAAGGGCCUGUGAGAUUGGACUUCUCUGAUUGGACAGGUCUGGAAUCCCCGAUUAGCUGGACUCUUUAAGUGCUGGGGGCAACGAGGGGAACCCUCCUUCUGAGCCCCGAGUGUUAGCGUUAGAUAAGACUAAUAUGACACGCCCUACAGUUCAUAACAGGGCUUCCCUUUUGCUGCAAGACUGUAUGCAAAUUCCACGUCAUUACAUCUUGUGCCAGAGAGU
This is a messenger RNA of Etheostoma cragini (Arkansas darter), 2042 nucleotides long. RefSeq names its product serine incorporator 2, like (gene serinc2l). NCBI's taxonomy places the organism in Eukaryota, Metazoa, Chordata, Actinopteri, Perciformes, Percidae. The transcript has 11 exons. Bases 104 to 1471 code for a protein of 455 amino acids. Gene Ontology annotation, cellular component: membrane. The record is from RefSeq and is a predicted model, not a curated record.